GUGCUUGAAAUCGUUUGACUGACCGCCGAAUUCGAGUAAUCACUGAUCUAGAGUUGAAGUUCAUUGUGUUUGGAAGCCACGCCAAGUUUUGUUUGUCGCGAAAAAGUUAUAAAACAGUGCAAAAUAAUCUAAUAAACAGUUUCGGCUACUAUCAAUUGUUUCAAUAUGAAGCGCGAAAACGAUGAAAAUCAGGACAAUGAACUGCAUCAAGAUGAAGACGACAAUGAUGAUACAAACGACAAAAAGCCUGCAAACAAACGAUCCCGGAAAGACGAGGAGGAAGUUCGUCUUUUAAUUCCCAGCAAGAUGGCUGGAGCUAUUAUCGGAAAAGCAGGACAUAACAUCCAAAAGCUGCGUACAGAGUACCAAGCCCAAGUGAAUGUAGGCGAUUGUACAGGCCCCGAACGUGUUCUCACCAUCGGCGGCGACAUGGAAACAAUUACCAAGGUGGUUAAGGACGUCAUGAAGCAUCUGGAUAAGCCUGGAGAAAAUGAGUACGAACUGCGAAUUUUGGUUCACCAGAGUUUGGCGGGAUGCGUUAUCGGUCGAGGUGGCACCAAAAUCAAGGAACUGAAAGACCAAAUUGGAUGUAGGCUGAAGAUUUUCUCCAACAUCGCUCCCCAGAGUACUGAUCGAAUCGCGCAAGUGAUUGGAACUGAAGAGCAAUGCCUUACGGCACUGAACGACAUCAUCGGAUUGAUCCAGGGAACGCCAAUUAAGGGCCCAGUUCACAACUACGAUCCUCACAACUAUGAUGAUAUGUACGCCGAAGAAUACGGUGGUUAUGGAAUCGGCGGAGGUGGCGGUGGAAACUUUCGGAACGGUCGUGGUAAUAAUGCGGGAGGAAAUUCGGGCGGAAACGCUGGUGGGUUCGAUCGUCGCGAACGCUUCAAUGAGCGAGGAGGCGGCGGUGGUGGUGGCGGCGGACGUGGCUAUGAUCGUGGGAACGAUCGUAACCGUGGCGGCAUGAGCAGAGAUCGAGAAUUCAUCAAUCCGUGGGCCCAGAACGUGAACGGGAAUCAAAUGGGAGGCAAUGCCUUCGGAGGAGGUGCCGGGCUUGGAAUGGGCGGUAUGGGAGCAAUGAAUCAAGGUGGCUUAGGAGGAAACAUGGGUAGCAUGCCUAACAUGGGAAACAUGGGAAAUAUGGGCAAUUUAGGAAAUAUGGGCAAUGGAAACAUGGGAAAUUUUGGAGCUCAAAAUACAAGUAUGGAUAACAAAACAUCUACCCAGGUUACAAUCCCAAAAGAUUUGGCUGGUGCAAUUAUCGGAAAGGGCGGUGGUCGUAUUCGUAGGAUUCGGAAUGAGUCAAACGCUUUUAUCCAAAUAGACGAAGCUUUACCGGGUUCAACUGAUCGCAUCAUCACAAUCACCGGAUCCCAAAAGGAAAUUCAAGCGGCCCAGUACAUGUUACAACAAAGCGUGCGUGAAAAUCUUGCUGGUGGAGGCGGCAACGGUGGCGGUGGAUUCAAUCGCAACUAAACGCAUUUAAUUUGCUAUUCGCAUACAAAAACCAUUUAGUCUGUAUGAGACACAUAUUAGUAAUAAGUACAUCAAUACAGUGGCGAAACAUUCAUUCACAUCAGCAUACAGAUCUACCCUCGUUCUGAUUAGUAAUUCCGAUUAACUUCAGUGUGAAAUUAUGAUGAUGUAGACAGGUUAUUUUUCGCCACUGUAACGUGACCAAGCAAAGCCACCGGCUCAGUAACAAAUCCAAGAAAUAACUGAGCUAAACAAUACGUGUAUAAUGUCAUCAUGAGAUCGUUCUGCGACCUUUUCAACUAUAAUAACAGCAGUCGAUCCAUUCUUCUGUUCAAAGAUAUCUACCCAAUUUUAAUUAUACUGAAUAAUUUUGAAAUGUAAGAGAACAGAAGUAAAGUAUUAUUUUACCAUGUUUUUAUACACCAUUUUGGCGACACAAAGUUGAAUAUUUCUAAUAAAACGACCGAUUAUUCCCCUGAAGCUAUAUGUUUCACUAUGGCCAGUUAAAAAUGUGAAUAAAUAAGUUGCAUCGUUUAUUUGUAAUACAAAUGUCUCAAGAAAAUUAUAUAGAAGUGCAACCACGUUUGUCCAGUACAAAGUUAAAAAUACCUAUCUGUUUUAAGGAACGCAACGUGUGCGUUGCAUAAAGUACCAAAGGGCAGACACGGGAAACAUUGGAAUUAUAAACUACAUACGACAUUGAUUCAAAAACCUAUAAGCAACUAGAAGAAGUCGUUUGAACUGAGGAUGAAUGUUGCCGCGAAAAAAAUGAGUUGAUUAUGGAACUGAUCUAUAAAAUAUUAUGCCUUGAGUUCAUUGAGGAAAUAAAAAAUAAAUAUGAAUGUA
This is a messenger RNA of Armigeres subalbatus, 2325 nucleotides long. It is a transcript of the gene HnRNP-K, whose product is annotated as heterogeneous nuclear ribonucleoprotein K. Gene Ontology annotation, molecular function: mRNA binding. NCBI's taxonomy places the organism in Eukaryota, Metazoa, Arthropoda, Insecta, Diptera, Culicidae. The transcript has 10 exons. The coding region runs from base 166 to 1479 and encodes 437 amino acids. Gene Ontology annotation, biological process: regulation of mRNA splicing, via spliceosome; regulation of transcription by RNA polymerase II. Gene Ontology annotation, cellular component: nucleus; cytoplasm. The record is from RefSeq and is a predicted model, not a curated record.